Solanum stenotomum is the source of this 693-nucleotide messenger RNA. RefSeq lists its product as uncharacterized. NCBI's taxonomy places the organism in Eukaryota, Viridiplantae, Streptophyta, Magnoliopsida, Solanales, Solanaceae. Gene Ontology annotation, molecular function: zinc ion binding. The transcript is spliced from 2 exons. The coding region runs from base 1 to 693 and encodes 230 amino acids. The record is from RefSeq and is a predicted model, not a curated record.
AUGGCAAAGGCAUACCGUAAGGAGGAUUUUGAUAAAUUAAUGACUAAGGUGGUAAAAGUUGAUCAUAGGGUGAAGGAUUACCUUGAGGAUACUGGAUAUGAGAAGUGGUCAAGAGUUCAUUCACCAGUAAACAGAGGUAGAAUGAUGACUUCGAACAUCGCAGAAUGUAUCAAUGGAUGCCUUGUUGAGGCACGUCAGUUACCUAUAUUAGUUUUUUUGGAGAUGUUAGAAUUCUAUUUGGUUCUUGGAACUGUUGUUCCAUUGUCUGAAUAUAUUUUCUCGGUUUAUAAAGCUGGAAGAAGAUACAUUGUAUGCCUUGAGCGGAAAGUAUGUAGUUGUGGAAGAUUUCAACUAGAUGAGAUACCAUGCGCACAUGCAAUUGCAGUUUUAAAGCAAAAGAAUGUUACGGAUAUGAAUUCAUAUUGCUUUGAUUACUACAAGCCUGAUGCAUUAGCAAAAACCUAUGAGGUUGCAAUGGCUCUAAUGCCAAAUAAGGAGGAUUGGUCAGUUCCAGACUAUGUUUUAGAUGAAAUUAUGUUGCCACCUAGAUACAAAAGAUUGGUUGGACGACCAAAGAAACGAAGAAAAAAAAAUGCAGAUGAGAAGAUAACAGUUAACAAGAAUUGUUGUGGACGUUGUGGACAAGAAGGUCACAACAGAAGAACUUAUACUUUCUUCCUGAAAGAGAAGUGA